ACACGCAGAAUGGCGCAAUUUUAUUACAUAUUACUAAUAUGCUUCGGAUUAACUUACGCAAGAGAAAGGAUCGACCCCUUGGUGGAUACAAAACAAGGCCUAAUUAGGGGUCUAAAAGCAGACGAUGGAGAUUACUCAAUGUUUCUUGGAAUCCCCUAUGCUACGGUCGACAAGAGCAACCCCUUUGGCUCAGCAAUUCCUCAACAACCAUUCGAAGCAGUUUUCGAAGCUUACGACGAUUCCGCCAAAUGUCCUCAAGUAGACGAAUUCAGUAACAAGGAAGAGGGUACUUUAGACUGUCUGCACAUUAAUAUUUAUGUCCCUAACAAUGCUACAUCUAGGAACAAAUUGCCAGUUCUUGUCUGGAUAUACGGAGGAGCAUUCGAAAUUGGAUAUUCUGGACGGUAUUUGUAUGGACCAAAGUUUUUGAUAAGAAACGAUGUGAUUCUCGUUACUUUUAACUAUCGGGUGGGACCCUACGGAUUCUUCUGUCUCGACAUACCGGAGGUACCGGGCAACCAGGGAUUGAAGGACCAAGUAUUAGCACUCCGUUGGAUUAAAGACAACAUCGAAGCGUUCGGUGGUGACAGCAAUCAAAUAACGGCUAUGGGAGAAAGUGCAGGAGCUGCAUCAGUAGAGUUACACAUCUUGUCACCACAAGAGAAGCUUUUUAAUAAAGCUAUUGUGCAAAGUGGUUCUUCUGUUGCACCAUGGGUGCUAUUACCACCUACCAAUGACACGGUUUAUCAAAUCAGUGAAAAAUUAGGAUACAUCAGCAAUAAUUUAUUGGAAUCGUUAUCGUUUUUGGCAACCGUUGACCCUCUGUUAGUCAUUGCCGCUUCAGAGGAGCUAGGUAUAAACUACAGAGCGUGCGUUGAAAAACCCUUUGAAGGUGUCGAAUCUUUCCUGAGCGAGCAUCCAGAAAAUGUAGAGAUCUCCAAAACCAAGGUUAUGCCUAUACUGAAUGGUUACAAUAACAAAGAAAAUUUGAUAGCGAAUCCUGAUAAUAAUCCAGGAUUUUACUGGAGCGGUCUCUUUCACUCUUCAAUGGACAUAUUAUUUGAUUUGGACAAAGAUAUGGAGGACAUAGUUACUAAUUUUUAUAUUGGAGAUGAAGAAAUAUCUGACAAAGUAAAGUCCGAACUUAUCGAUUUCUUAUCUGAUGUUCACUUUAAUUAUCCUGCACAAAGAAGUAUAUAUAAAUAUAUUAAGAGUGGUGUACCAAAUGUUUAUCACUAUAUAUUUUCGUAUGAUGGUGGUCGAAAUUUUGUUAAGAAGAAUCUGAAUAUUACUGAUGCCGGUGUAUGUCACGCUGACGAGAUAGGUUAUCUUUUUGAUAUAUCUUAUGAUAAGGAUUUUACAGAGGAAGAUCAACUUAUUAUUGACAGAAUAACAACUCUAUGGACCAACUUUGUAAAAUAUGGAGACCCAACUCCUGAGCCGUCAAAAUUAAUCCCAAUAAAAUGGACUCCAAUUACGGAAAACGUUCUGCAUUAUCUGGACAUAAAUACCGAAUUAUCUAUGGGAACUAGGCCAUUCCACGACAGAUUGGCCUUUUGGGAUUUGUUUUAUAUUGCAAAUCAUGAAAAUCUUCGCGCAUUAAAUUACAACAGAAAAUAA
Messenger RNA from Aricia agestis (brown argus), 1620 nucleotides. RefSeq names its product acetylcholinesterase-like. The coding region runs from base 10 to 1620 and encodes 536 amino acids. The record is from RefSeq and is a predicted model, not a curated record. Lineage: Eukaryota; Metazoa; Arthropoda; Insecta; Lepidoptera; Lycaenidae. The transcript has 3 exons.